Molecule: messenger RNA, 3801 nt
Organism: Betta splendens (Siamese fighting fish)
Lineage: Eukaryota; Metazoa; Chordata; Actinopteri; Anabantiformes; Osphronemidae
Gene: ptk2bb
Product: protein tyrosine kinase 2 beta, b
Exons: 31
Coding region: 236-3214 (992 amino acids)
Biological process (GO): signal complex assembly; protein phosphorylation
Cellular component (GO): focal adhesion; cytoskeleton
Molecular function (GO): ATP binding; protein tyrosine kinase activity
Source: RefSeq, a predicted model, not a curated record
CGAGCGCACGCGCGAGCCGCCAUGUUCGCGGUGCACGAGGCUGCAGCAAUGAGGAAGUGGGCCCACCUUCCAGCAGGAUCCCAGAGGUGAGGGAGUGGCCACCUGCUGCGCGCCUCAGUGUGAGACGGCAGCUGUCAGGCCCGGACUCUCCCAGGGGAUUAGAGUCUGCUUCCAGCUCGAUUUGGGGGGAAUCCAGUGAGUAUCAGGAUGAUGCGCGUAUGACCCAACCUUGACCAUGUAUGAGGUGAUGUCCGGCGAGACCCUCUCCUGGAAGGGUCCGUGUCCAAAAACGGAGCCCAGUCCCCCCGAGCCGCAGCCCAGCGUCGACGGCGGACUGAUGAAGAUCAUCAAAGUGUGCUUCUGCACCAACAACAACCUGGGCAAGAACUUCAAGCUGGUCAAAUGCGACAGCACCUGGCAAGUCAGGGCCAUCAUCCGCUCCAUUCUGGUCAGCGGGCGCCUGGGGCCCAACGUGGAGCACGUGGGCUCCUACGGCCUCCUGCUGAAGCACCUGAAGUCUGCCGAGCUCCACUGGCUGCAUCCAGAUCUGACGGUGGGGGAGGUGGAGCAGCGCUACGAGAGCCACCACGUGGAGGCCGAGUGGAGGUACGACCUUCGCAUCCGGUACAUCCCCGUCAACUUCCUGGAGACGUUCAAAGACGACAGGUCCACGCUGCUGUACUUCUACCAGCAGGUCCGGAGCGAUUACAUGCAGUUUCACGCCAGCAAGGUCAGCGACGGGAUGGCGCUGCAGCUCGGAUGCUUGGAGCUCAGGAGGUUCUAUAAGGACAUGAAUGCAAAGGGACUAGAGAAGAAGUCCAACCUUGAUCUGCUCGAAAAAGAAGUGGGUCUGGAAUUGUUUUUCCCCCAGCAGCUGAUUAACAGCAUGAAGCCGAAGCAGCUGCGGAAGAUGAUGCUGCAGACGUUCCAGCAGUACGCCGCGCUCCGCGAGGACGACUGCAUGGUCAAGUUCUUCGAGACCCUCAAGGACUUCGUCAGCUACGACGAAGAGGUGUUCCCGUGCGAGCUCGUGCAAGGCUGGAGUUUGUCGGUGGAGCUGGUGAUCGGUGGGAGGGGCAUUCGGCAGCGGACGCAGAAGAACGCGGCGGCUUCGUUUCUCGCCGACUUCAAACAGAUCAAGAAAGUGCAGUGCUUGUCGCAGGGCGACGGCAAGGCGCUCCUCAAAAUCGACGUGGAGGGAGCGCGACAGUGCCUGUCCAUCAGCGUGGCCUCGGACUCCGCCGCGGAGAACCUGAUGGACCUCAUCGACGGCUACUGCCGCCUGGAGAGCAACACCGAGGGCACGGUCAUCUACAGGCCCAACAAAGAUGUGAGUCUGCGCUGUUCCCUCCCCGAGAUUCCUACAAGCAGAGACCGCAGCUCGUACAGACAGAGUAUGGGGUCAGACAUCUACUGUGAGAUUCCUGAUGAAAGGCCAAAGCCAGUGGUGAAGUACGGGAUCAGCCGACACGACAUCGUGCUCGGGCGAAUCCUCGGCGAGGGAUUUUUCGGGGAAGUCUACGACGGCGUCUACAAGAACCCCAACGGGGAGCGGACGAACGUGGCGGUGAAAACCUGCAAAGACUGCUCGCCCGACGUGAUGGAGAAGUUCAUGAGUGAAGCAGUAAUUAUGAAGACCCUCAACCACCCCCACAUCGUCAAGCUGAUUGGGAUCAUAGAGGAGAAUCCUGUGUGGAUCGUCAUGGAGCUGUAUCCUUAUGGAGAGCUCGGGAACUACCUGACUCAGAACAAGAACAAGCUGACGAACACGACCCUGGUGCUGUUCAGCCUGCAGAUAUGCAAGGCCCUGGUCUACCUCGGAGGGGUCAGCGUGGUGCACAGGGACAUCGCCGUGAGGAACGUGCUCGUCGCCAGCGCCGACUGUGUGAAGCUCGGGGACUUUGGCCUGUCGAGGUACAUCGAAAAUGAAGAAUACUACAAAGCGUCUGUGACUCGGAUGCCCAUCAAGUGGAUGGCCCCCGAAUCCAUCAACUUCAGACGCUUCACCACCGCCAGUGAUGUCUGGAUGUUCGCUGUGUGUGUGUGGGAGAUAAUGAGCCGAGGGAACCAGCCGUUCCACUGGCUGGAGAACAGGGACGUCAUCAACCAACUAGAGCAGGGCAUCCGUCUGCCCAAACCAGAAAACUGCCCCCCCGCCCUCUACUCCCUGAUGACGCGCUGCUGGGCCUACGACCCCAAAGAGAGGCCGUCCUUCACCGACCUGGUGGUCAAGAUCAGUGACGUCCACAAGAUGGAGAAGGAGCAGGAAGUGGAGCGGGAGCGGGAAAGAACGCGCUCCACAAAGUUCUUCGACCCCAAGUUCACAGUGAGCGAGCCUCCUCCCAAGCCUUCCAGGUUGUUACCUGGGCCCCGGUUUGGGAACGCGCUCAGUGUUGGCCUGCACAUGCAGCUGAACGAGGCUCUGUGUGCCAGCUCGCCCAACCUGGCCAGCCCGUCCGAGUACCAGUCCCCCGUGGACUCCAUGAGCAUGCUCACCGUGCCGCUCAAGUCCCCUCGGCCCCGCAGCAUGGGGGAGAAGGAGUUUCCUCUGGUGGAGCCGAACAGUUGGGAGGACGCCCAGCUCCUUUGGAGGAGGGAGAAACAGACCUUGCAGGAGACUCUCCGUCAGCAGAAAGUUGACAUGAUGGAGGAUGAGAAGUGGCUGAAGACCGAGAAGAAACUUCUGGAUCCCAUGGUAGCAGUGAACAUCAUCGUCCCAGAGCCGCCUGAGCCUGAACCGGAGCACGCUCCGCCAGAGAAGCCGCCCCGGCUCACAGCACAGCCUGCACCUACAGCCGAGCUGGACCGCUCCGACGACAAGGUGUACACGUGUGUCAUGGAGCUGGUCCGAGUUGUUGUCCAGCUCAAAAACGACAUCACCACCUUGGAGCCAGAGCAAUAUAUCAACAUUAUCAAGGUUGUGGGGAAGGCUUUACGAGAUCUGAUCUGCAGCGUGGAUGACGUUCUGCCCUCCUUACACACGUCUGUCAAAACCGAGAUCGAGGGCACCCAGAAGCUGCUCAACAAAGACAUGGCGGAGCUGAUCAGCAAGAUGAAGCUGGCCCAGCAGAACACCAUCACCUCCCUGAAGGAGGAGUGCAAGAAGCAGAUGCUGGCCGCGGCGCACACCCUGGCCGUGGACAGCAAGAACAUGCUGGACGCCGUGGACCAGGCCAGGGUCCGGGCCAACCUGGCCAAGCCCGCGCCCGUCUAGCGCUGCGCAGCUUCACUUCGAGUCCGCGUGAUUCGUGGUUCACGCCGGAGCCGAGCGUCCGUCGAGAAAGCAGCGUUUCAGUUGUGAUGGGACCAGUUGAGCGAAGCUUGUGGAAAACUGGACUUUUAGUUGGAAAAGUCAGGGAAGGUUUUAUCAAGGUGUAGUGAAAGCGAUGAUUAGUGUAUAGGGUGGCCUACAGGCAUCAUGUGUGAUGAUAGGUGAGGUACUGACUUAGUAAAUGAAUUAUCCUUGUAAAUAUGAAACGACUAAUUCAGAAAUGGGAAAAUAAUGAACUGUACUGACAUGAGAAAUACCAAGAAGAGGAACAAAAGUUAGCUCGUGGUUAAAAUGUUUAUAUAUUAGAAUUCAAACUUCAAUUUAGGUAUUAUUAUGGCUCACCAUAUAUUAUUAUAGUAGUAUAGGAUUACUAUUAUGACAGUGUAAACUAGGUGCGUACCUUGAUUAUGUCGGUAAUCCUUAGUAUUUUAGAGUUUUAAAGUCCACUCCCUUUUAAAAUAUUACCUCUGUUCAGUAUCGAUCAUCAUCUGUAUGUACGCACUUGGACAAAUUAAACAUCUGAGAGCUGA